Molecule: messenger RNA, 1421 nt
Organism: Homalodisca vitripennis (glassy-winged sharpshooter)
Lineage: Eukaryota; Metazoa; Arthropoda; Insecta; Hemiptera; Cicadellidae
Gene: nudC
Product: nuclear migration protein nudC
Exons: 7
Coding region: 164-1165 (333 amino acids)
Biological process (GO): protein folding
Cellular component (GO): cytoplasm
Source: RefSeq, a predicted model, not a curated record
UUCUAGAAACAACAAACCCACCUGAACAGUCAAAGAGUACAGUGAGUUAUCACCACGAUUCGUGUUUGGUCGAAUUUAGUAGGGUUGUUGGUUUGUAUUUUAUUUUCAAAUCGGGUAAUUUCGUCCAACGUACUUAUUAGCUAUCGCUAAUAUAUAAGUCAAAAUGCCUACUAAAGACCCAGAACAAUUUGAUGGCGUUUUGCUGGCUAUGGCUCAGCAGCAUGAGGGAGUUUCUGAGCUAUUAGACACAAUAUUCAGUUUUCUGGCUCGAAAGACAGACUUCUACACUGGUGCUGGGGAAAGUGCUGCUGAAAAUAUGGUUAUGAGCAAAUUUAAGAAACACCAGUCUCAAGCUGUAGAAGCCCUUGCAAAAAAGAAAAGGGAAAGCGAAGAAGCAGAUAGAAAAAGGAAAGAAAAAAUAGCUAAAGCCAAAGAAGAAGAGCAAAAUCUUGGCAAGCAGAAACAAGAAUCUAAAAUUGUUGAAUUGACUGAUGAACAAGCAGCCCAGCUCCAAAAGGAGUUGGAUGCAGAGAAACAAAAACAAGAACAAGGAGAUCCCCAGCCAGAUCCAGCUGAAACCAACAAAAGUGGAGACUCAAAGCCAGAAGAUGAUGAAGAAGAAGAUGAGAAGGAGAAAGGGAAAAUUAAACCUAACAGUGGCAAUGGAUGUGACUUGCCCAACUACCGAUGGAUUCAGACUCUGUCUGAGAUUGAGCUAAGGGUGCCAUUGCAGGUCAACUUCACUGUCCGUUCAAAGGAUGUAGUGGUCAAUAUCCAGAAGCACCAUCUGACUGUAGGACUGAAGGGAAAACCUCCCAUCAUAGAUGGACAGUUGGAGCAUGAGGUCAAGGUUGAAGAAUCCACCUGGGUCCUAGAGGAUGGCAAAGCACUCCUCAUCACUAUUGAAAAGAUUAACAAGAUGGAAUGGUGGUCAAAACUGGUGACAACAGAUCCUGAAAUCUCAACAAAGAAGAUAAACCCGGAGCCUAGCAAGCUGUCGGACCUGGACGGUGAGACUCGAGGUCUUGUAGAGAAGAUGAUGUAUGAUCAACGACAGCGAGAGCUCGGCAUGCCCACCUCUGAUGAUCAGAAGAAGCAGGGUUUGAUUCAGAAGUUUAUGGCACAGCAUCCAGAAAUGGACUUCUCCAAGUGCAAAUUCGGCUAAGAAUUAAUAUGAUAUUGAUGUGAUAUUUGUAAACUGAUAUUUUAAAGUUUUUUGCACUGGCUGUGCGACUUAAGUCGUUUUACUAUUGUAUAAUUCAGUCAAUUUAUUGAUUUGUCAUCUACUAAUGUUUUUCAUUGUAUAUUUUCCUCCUUGUGCCUACCACAGUGUAUUAUACGAGUAUUCCUUUUGUAUACUGUACUUUUCAUUUGAUACUAAUAAGUUAUAAGGAAAGUAAAUAAAGACAAUAUAAUUUUAA